GUCGCGCCUGAAGAGUGGCCACACUGAUUAACGAGGCGACGGCAGGAUUUUUUUUUUUCCAGCGACUGAGCUGCGGAGAAAGAUAGCUUUUUAAUAGCGUUCAACACUGCGAACACGCUCGGAUUAAGACAAGAAGCACCGCGGAAUUGAACUUUAAGGAUUUAUUUCCCCCCGGCGCGCCGGUUGGAAACAAACAGACGAAAAAAAAAAUAAUUAAAAAAAAAAGACCAUCUAUUUUAAUUCAGUGAGAAUGCAAAGGAAAAAAUAGAUGUCUUGGUCAUUUUUUCCCAGCGGUGCUACAGUGUGUGCGGUGGCUCUGCAGCUAAAAAGCCUGACAGGAGGAGAAAAGCUUCAGAUUUGACUUCAGUCUGGAGUGAUAAUGUCUUGACGUGGGCCAGGAAAGGACGCGUCAACGCCGGGCUGCUGCUAAUGGGACCUUCUGCUCCGCCAUGAGUGUUCGUGAUGGCGUCGGUGGUGUCGGUGGCAUCGGCACCCUGGGCCGACGGCAGCGCUUCCAGAACUCUGAGUUCACCGUGCGCAUCUACCCCGGUGCCCUCUCGGAGGGUACCAUCUACUGCCCAAUCAGUGCCCGCAAGACCACCACAGCCGCCGAGGCCAUCGAACGAGUCAUCGAGAGGCUGCAGCUGGACUGCACCAAGUGCUACGUUCUCGCCGAGGUGAAGGAAUUUGGAGGGGAGGAAUGGAUUCUGAACCCCUCCGACUGUCCGGUGCAGAGGAUGAUGCUGUGGCCCCGCGUGGCUCUAGAGCUCCGCCCACUGUCUGGUGGCGAGGAUUACCGCUUCCUACUAAGGCAGAAAAAUCUGGAUGGCUCUAUCCACUAUGGCGGGAGCCUCCAGAUGUGGCUGCAGGUGACGGAGGAGCGAAGGCGCAUGGUGGAACGUGGACUCCUACCGCAGCCGGACUCUCAGGGGGACUACGCRGAUCUGUGCUGCCUCCCGGAACUCAACGAGCGCUCCCUGCUGGACAACCUGCGCUUGCGCUUCCGCCAGGAAAAGAUUUACACUUACGUCGGGAGCAUCCUCAUCGUCAUUAACCCCUUCAAGUUCCUGCCAAUCUACAACCCCAAGUAUGUGAAGAUGUAUGACAAUCACUCACUGGGAGAUUUGGAGCCUCAUAUUUACGCCGUGGCGGAUGUGGCCUAUCACGCCAUGCUGAAGAGACAGAGGAAUCAGUGCAUUGUUAUAUCUGGAGAAAGCGGUUCUGGGAAAACACAAAGUACAAACUUUCUCAUUCAUCACCUGACUGCUCUCAGUCAGAAGGGUUUUGCCAGUGGAGUGGAGCAAAUAAUCCUGGGGGCGGGGCCAGUGUUAGAGGCAUUUGGGAAUGCAAAGACAGCACAUAAUAACAACUCCAGUCGUUUUGGGAAGUUCAUCCAAGUGAACUACCAGGAGAGUGGCACUGUGAGAGGAGCGUAUGUGGAGAAGUAUCUCUUGGAAAAGUCAAGACUGGUCUAUCAGGAGCACAAUGAACGAAACUACCAUGUGUUUUACUACCUGCUGGCAGGAGCAAGUGAAGAAGAGAGACAAGCCUUUCACCUCAAGAAGCCUGAAGAAUACCAUUACCUCAGUCAGAUGAAAAAGACACCGAGGCAGCUGCACUGGGACAGUUACUAUGAGAGCGAACCGGACUGUUUCACUGUUGAAGGAGAGGAUCUGAAGCAUGACUUUGAGAGGCUUCAGUUGGCCAUGGAAAUGGUGGGAUUUCUUCCUGCCACGCGCAAACAGAUAUUCUCUCUGCUGUCGGCCAUCCUUCACCUGGGGAACAUCCGCUACAAGAGGAAAACCUACAGGGACGACUCCAUAGACAUCUGCAACCCAGAGGAGCUGCCUGUGGUCUCUGAGCUGCUGGAGGUGAAAGAAGAGAUGCUGAUAGAAGCUCUGACCACACGGAAGACGGUGACAGUCGGGGAGAAGCUGAUCGUUCCCUACAGACUGGCCGAGGCUGGCACGGUGCGAGACUCCAUGGCCAAGUCUCUGUACAGUGCUCUGUUUGACUGGAUCGUCUUCAGGAUCAACCACGCUCUGCUGAACAUCAAGGACCUGGAGGAGACCACCAAGAUUUUGUCCAUCGGAGUGCUCGACAUUUUUGGUUUUGAGGACUACGAGAACAACAGCUUUGAACAGUUCUGCAUCAACUUCGCCAACGAGCGUCUUCAGCAUUACUUCAACCAGCACAUCUUCAAGCUCGAACAGGAGGAAUACAGGGCGGAGGGCAUCAGCUGGAGAAACAUCGAUUACAUCGACAACACGGGCUGCAUCGACCUGAUCAGCAAGAAGCCCACGGCGCUGUUCCACCUGCUGGAUGAAGAGUGCAAUUUCCCUCAAGCCACCAAUCAGACGUUGUUGGAUAAGUUCAAGCGGCAGCACGAAGGAAACGCCUACAUCGAGUUCCCCGCCGUCAUGGAGCCCGCCUUCAUCAUCCGACACUAUGCUGGCAAAGUCAAGUACGGCGUCAAGGAUUUUAGGGAAAAGAACACGGAUCACAUGCGUCCAGACAUCGUAGCUCUACUGAAAAGCAGCAAGAACGCCUUCAUUUGCGGGCUGAUMGGCAUCGACCCAUCAGCCACUUUCCGCUGGGCGGUACUCCGAGCCUACUUCAGGGCCCUGGUGGCUUUUAGAGAGGCUGGGAAGAGACACACGCACAAGAAGACCGGGCAUGAUGACGCUGCUCCCUGUGCAGUAUUGAAAAGUGUGGAUAGUUUUAGCUUUCUGCAGCACCCUGUGCAUCAGAGAAGCUUAGAGAUCCUGCAGAGAUGCAAAGAGGAGAAGAACAGUAUGACCAGGAAGAGUCCACGCACGCCUUUGUCAGACAUUCAUGGAAGCAACACCAUCAAUGAGAAAUCUCCACGGAGUUCUCCAGCGUCUGGCUGGAACAGGCGCGUUGGUCGACAGGGACGCUUGUCAUCCGGCGCCUCCACCACAGAAGAAGACGGCAUCUUUGUCAACUCCGCCAGCAGCAAACUCCUGGAGAGAGCCCACGAUAUCCUGAUGAGGAACAAAAAUUACAAAUCUAAACCAGUUCUCCCAAAGCAUUUACUGAACGUCAAGUCACUGAAGUACCUGAACAACCUGACGCUUCACGACCGCAUCACCAAGUCGCUGCUUCACCUCCACAAGAAGAAGAAACCCCCCAGCAUCAGCGCACAGUUUCAGGCUUCUCUCAAUAAACUGAUGGAGACUCUGGGUCAGUCUGAGCCUUAUUUUGUCAAAUGCAUCCGUUCCAACGCUGAUAAGCUGCCCUUACGCUUCGAUGAUAACCUGGUGCUGAGACAGCUGCGGUACACAGGGAUGCUGGAGACGGUGCGCAUCCGCCAGUCAGGAUACACCGUCAAGUUCAGCUUCAAGGACCUUGUUCACCACUUCAGCGUGCUGCUACCGGAGGGCACYGGUGCUUCCAGGGAGAGCAUCCAGGAAUGUCUGGAUCACCUGAACCUACAAGCUGAAGGGUAUCAAGUAGGAAAAACGAAGGUGUUUCUGCGGGAGGCUGAGCGUCAGCGGCUGCAGGCCUCGCUCCACGCAGAAGUGCUCCGAGUCAUCGUCAUGCUGCAGCGCCGAUUCAGAGCGCAGCUGGAGAGGAAGCAGUUUGUUAGGAUGAGGGAAGCGGCCAUCUGCAUCCAGAAACGAUGGCGUUCUCACCUGUCCGCAAAGAAGCAAGAAGAUUAUGACCCCAGUGCUGUGGAGGGGGCAGCCCUGUGCCUGCAGACACACUGGCGAGGCUACAGAGAGCGGCAGAGGCUCCGGCAGCAGAAGGAGGCYGCUCGGGUCCUGCAGGUGGCGUGGAGGUCCUGGCUCUGUCGGCGCUGCGCGGCGGCCGUGGUCAUCCAGGCGGCGUGGCGCUGCCAUCGAUCCAGAGAGGACUACUUGCGUCUGUGUGACUCCGUGAUACGGUUACAGGCGGCGAGCAGAGGUUUCCUCACCAGGCGGAGCUUUAAAGAACUGAGAGAACAGAGACUGAGAGAAGAGAAGGAGGAACAAGAGGAGCUCCUUCAGCUCCAGAAUGGCCAGGUGAGCGUCUCACCUGUAGAGGAGGAGGAGUCGCCGCCUGAGAGCAUCAUGGGUCUGGACCUCAGCAUGUGGGAGGAUCGUUCCUACGAGCAACGGGAAAAGAGCCUCCACGAUCUCAGCACCCACAGGAGCGCAGCCACGGUGGAGGACAAGGAGGAGGAUGGAAGUUCAGGGGGGAAAGAGGAAACCGAAGCUCCCGCCUCGGUGCGAGAGAGGCCGAGGGCUGGUGACGAGCAGGGCCCCAAAACCACCCGGGCCAAGAGGGAGAGCCGGCGGCUGCGAGAGCUGGAGCAGGCCAAGUUCAGCCUGGAGCUCCUCAAGGUCCGAGCAAACAGCGGUGGAGCCUCGUCCCCCUCUGAGGAGCGGCGCUGGUCUCUGGAGCUGGUGGCCCCCACCAGCCCAACCGUCCAGUCCCCGCAAGGCACCCCCGACAGCCAGAGCUCCAAAGGCAGCUUUGAGCUCCUCACUAUGGACGAGGAGCCUCUGAAGGCUACGGAGGAGGUGAUGGACAUGGAGAACCCCUUCUCUCCUGUCCAAUCUAUUGCUCCAGUGUCAGAUUUUGAUGUGGAGUCCGGUCCAUCGAGCCCCAAACAUCCUGAACCUCACGGGACGAAGUUUACAGAUGAUGUUAAUCCUGAAAAUAACCAGAGCCCGACUGGACUGGAUCUGUCUGCUCCCCCUGCCCCCUCGUAUCCUUCCAAAAUGGAGAACUACCUCCCGACGUUUUAUGUUCCUGCCCGUGAAGGUAGCACAGCAGCCUCCCAGCAGCAGCAGCAUCAUCAUCAUCAUCAGACUACUGAAGAACCUCAGAGGAACAAAGAACCGGCUGUUUCUACAACCACCUCUGCCAUUCUGAAGCCUCUGAAAGAGAGACGGGAGUCGUCCCGCCGUCCUGUGGUUGUGGUCAUCAGCAUGCAGAAAGAAACGCCCCUCAGUGAGGAGCUGAGGAGCAUCUUCUCUCCUCCGGUAGACUUCAAAGAUUCUGCAGCGCAGACGGGGGAUUUGACGUCUUCGUCACAGGAACCAGCAUCUGCGAGCUGCGGCCCCGCCUCUCGGCCCGACCAGUUCGUCAUCGAGAAGCUGGUGCAGCUGAACGAGGAGAAGGAGGAGCGCCAGCGCCAUCAGCAGCAGCAGAACGAGAAGGAGAUGAUGGAGAAGAUACGACAACAGAAAGAAGCCCUGGAGCAGCAGAGGCUCAUCUUCGCUCAGUACGAGAAAGACAUGUUUGAGAAGCAGAAAGAGGAGGCCAGGCUCAGGAUCGAGCAGAGCCAUCAGGCCGGGCGGGACGCCACCAAAACCACGAGCCCCGUCAAAACCUCCAGACCCAGCUCCUUGCUGAUGGAGAAAACCUCCCAGCAGGCUCCUCACGGCAGGACGCAGUCGGACUCCACACCUCCACCGCUGCAGUCUCCUCCAGGUCUGGACGGUCAGGGUCGAGGCCGUUACCCCCAGCUGCCCCCGCCGCCUUCAUCUGCCCCCACCGAGAGGCGCAAAGACAGUCGGCCUGCCGCUGAGGGCUGGGCGCCCAAACUCACACUGGAAUCAAGAGCAGGAAGCCGAGCGAAGACCUCUGCCAAGAAAAUCCAACAAAAACAAGUUAGCACGGUCAGUUUGACCGAUAAACCAGCAAACAUCUUCUUCUCUCCCAACGACAAAGUGACGUUUACCUCUUUUGACAGUGAUGCGCCAUCUAAAGAAGCAGCUGUUCCCAAAGAAGGACCCACGUCAGCCUCCAGGCCCUCUAAAGGAGCAAAAGCACGAGAUGUCGGCAGAGUGGGCCAUAAAAAGAAAGCCCGAAUGGCACGGACCCGCUCCGACUUCCUCACCCGCGGCUCCAGCCUUACAGCUGGGGGCCACUCGGACGAGGACGACUACGGCGGCGACAGCCUCGCCGGCUCCCGUCAUUUCACACUGCCCCUCUCCAAACAGAGCUCCACGGAGGUGGGCCUGAGGGGGUCCUGUUUCAGUGACUCGGACAUGCCUGAAAGCUCUGAGGUACAAAAGAAGUUACACAAAGCCAUGUCAUCAGGAGAUCUGGGCAAAGUGGACUCGAUGCGCAAGAAUUCACAAGAUGGACGGAUUCGGGGUAAAAUGCGUUUCUGGGGCAAAUCCAAGUACGGAGAAAAGAAGCCAUCCAAAGAGAAGCUGAUUGGUGGAGGUGAUUCCUUCGAUGGAGACUCUGGUGAUACCGGGCCGUUACUUGGAGACAGCCAGGAAAACACCUCGCCCCCCUACAGUCCCGACAUAAUCCUGGAUCGAGGCUUCAGAGACCUGAAGGARAACAAGGAGCCGUCUCCCAAGGUGAAGAGGAGGAGGAGUGUGAAGAUCAGCAGCGUGGCCCUGAUGGAGCCCGCUCAGUGGCAGAACGACUCGCUGCAGAUCCUCACCUCCAUCAACGACUACAGGAGCAUGAACGGCUUCCUCAUGAAGAAGAUCAGUGACUUGGACACRGAGGAUGGUAAGAAGGACACGAUGGUGGACGUGGUGUUUAAGAAGGCUCUAAAGGAGUUCCGUCUAAACAUCUUCAACUCGUACUCCACAGCUCUGGCAAUGGAUGAUGGGAAGUGUAUCCGCUACAAAGACCUUCACGCUCUGUUUGAGCACAUCUUGGAGAAGACCAUGCGUCAGGAGCAGCGGGACUGGAGGGAGUCUCCUGUCAAAGUGUGGGUCAACACCUUCAAGGUGUUCCUGGAUGAGUUCAUGACUGAGUACAAAUCACUGGACAAUACAGUCAGCAAGCAGGCACCUAAACCUGAAAGCAAAAAACGGAGGAAAAAGGACACUGACAUUGUGGAGGAGCAUAAUGGCCACAUUUUUAAAUCCACUCAGUACAGCAUCCCCACAUACUGUGAAUUCUGCUCCUCUCUAAUCUGGAUGAUGGAUCGGGCCUGCGUCUGCAAGUUGUGCCGAUACGCCUGCCACAGGAAGUGCUGCCAGAAGACCAGCACCAAAUGCAGCAAGAAGUUCGAUCCAGAGCUCUCCUCCCGACAGUUCGGAGUGGAGGUUUCUCGCCUGACCAGCGACGAGAGGACGGUUCCCCUGGUGGUGGAGAAGCUGAUCAACUACAUCGAGAUGCAUGGCCUGUACACGGAAGGAAUUUACAGAAAGUCUGGCUCCACUAACAAAAUUAAGGAGCUCAAGCUGGCGCUGGACACAGAUGUGGAAAACAUGACUUUGGACGACUACAACAUCCACGUUAUCGCCAGCGUUUUCAAACAGUGGCUGAGAGACCUGCCCAAUCCACUGAUGACGUUUGAGCUGUAUGAGGAGUUUGUCCGAGCCAUGGGUUUGCAGGAUAAAAAAGAGACGGUUCGAGGAGUUUAUUCUGUCAUCGACCAGCUCAGCAGGACUCACCUCAACACUCUGGAACGCCUCAUGUUUCAUCUGGUCAGGAUCGCCCUGCAAGAAGACACAAACCGGAUGUCGGCUAACGCCCUGGCCAUAGUUUUUGCUCCCUGCAUCCUCCGCUGUCCUGACACCACCGACCCUCUGCAGAGCAUUCAGGACAUCAACAAGACGACGGCGUGUGUAGAGCUCAUCAUUUGUGAACAGAUGAAUAAAUACAAAGUGCGGCUAAAGGACAUCAGCAGCCUGGAAUUUGCUGAGAAUGAGGCCAAGUGUAAACUGAGCAUCAUUCGACGAUCCAUGAGACCCGUACUAAUAGCUGUUAGAUUUAUGAGCAUUGCACAUAUUAUGCUGGCAAAUUCAGCUAAAAAGGGAAAAGGCCCGGGGCGACGGCAGAGCUAUCACGCACCUUCCCCUCCGGUCAGUCCUCGGCUGCCGCCUGCAGCCGACGCCGCCAGAGAGCAGGGCGUAGAAGAAGAAAAGGGAACAGAGUCGCUGGAGAUCUCCGAGCAUCAGCAGGCCGCCAUGCAGCAGGAAGAGAAAGUGCUGACGGAGCAAAUAGAAAACCUGCAGAAGGAGAAAGAGGAGCUGACUGUUGAGAUGCUGACUCUGGAGCCACGAGCAUCAGAUGAUGAGACUCUGGAGUCGGAGGCCUCCAUCGGCACAGCUGACAGCUCUGAAAACCUCAAUGUGGACUCUGAGGAACCCACUUCAGACUUCUCUGAGAGGAGUCCGGCGCUGACCUCCCUGCUGCCUCGCAGAAACGACGGGCAGAGCCACCAUCGACGCGCUCGCCGCCCGCAGCCUGACAGCCUGGACUCUGCGGACUCCUCCUUCUACUCCUCUUCAUCGCACUUCCACCCAUCGCCGUCCUCCUCCUCCUCCCAGCGGUUCCGGUUCCACUCCAAAGCCCCGGGCCAGCCUCAGCCUCAGCCUCAGGCCCUGAACGCACCCCGGUCCUCCCGAGCCGCCGGCCUCGACAGCAGCCCCACGGCAGAGCAGGAGGGCACCUCCGGAGAAAGGCCCCAGUUUACGAGCCGCGGCACAUACAACCCAGAGAAAGGCAAGCAGAAGCUGAAAGGGGCGAGACAUUCAGCAGCCAAGCACACGAGAGAGGGCGAGAGCCACGCCGGGGACCCCCCUGACAUCCCCCAGCACCUGGUACUGUACGGCAACAAUGAAUUCAUGGUAUGAAGGACACCAGGACCACGAAGCGCUCGCUGCUCAGCUCCCAGGCAAACAUGUUCAGUCUCAGCAGGUCUUUGAAUCAGUCAUGCUUCGCCUUCCCUCGUUGACUCCUGCAGAAGAAGCGCCGUGCCCGGUGAAUCGGGAAAGCCCCUCYGUCUCCUCCCACGCUUUCACAGCUCCUCCCUCAGCGCAGCGAGGAGUCGCACGGGACAGCAGGACGGAGAAAAAGCAGCGCUGGAACAAGGGGAGGACCCCUCAGCAUCAGGGAACGUUACCGAGUCGGAAAGCUGAGAAGAAACGUCGUCCGGUGAUGUUCCGGUGGACUUUAAGCUCAGAGUUAUUAUUCGCUGCUUUAUUAGUUUACAGUUGAUAACAAACAGUGUGAGCAGUUGAUGUUCUGUUAUUUGCAAGAUUAUGUUUCCUUAUUUAAUAAAUUUAUUAUCACAGAAAUGCUUUAUAAUAAUAUACAAUUAUAAAUACUGUACAAAGCUGGAACACCAGCCUCUGCUGGGUAGUUGAAGUUAAAUAUUUCUCUUUUUUUUUUUUUGCUAUCCUAGAUUAGGCUGUUCGCAUUUGCGCAGUGAAUGCUACGUGUGUGUGUGUGUGUGUGUGUGUGCGUGUGCUGAUGUGCUGGGCGCACACGUGUGAAAGACAAAACCAUUUCAUGUGUUUUAAGUUUCUGCUGCUUCUCUCCCUGUUUGAGGAGAACACCGCCAUCAAAGGGACCAAGUCAGCUGGUGUGUGUGUGUGUGUGUGUGUGUGUGUGUGUGUGUGUGUGUGUGUGUGUGUGUGUGCGCUCCAGCCCAGCUCUUUGAGAAUGUCACAUGGUCAAAGACGUGUCUGCAUCCUUCUGCUUCACAGCCAUACGACACUUAAAGCAGUUCAUGUGUACAGAGCGUUGAACAAACGUCAUCCUGUUGUUGAAAUCUACCGUUGCCUACCCACUCCCUCCUGUCUCUGAACUGUUUGCUCAACAGCAACCAAGAUACCACAUAAAAUCAUUUUGUCUCAUCGUUA
This is a messenger RNA of Austrofundulus limnaeus, 9575 nucleotides long. RefSeq names its product myosin IXAa (gene myo9aa). The transcript is spliced from 45 exons. Gene Ontology annotation, biological process: intracellular signal transduction; establishment of epithelial cell apical/basal polarity. Bases 450 to 8564 code for a protein of 2704 amino acids. Gene Ontology annotation, cellular component: actin filament; axonal growth cone; myosin complex. Gene Ontology annotation, molecular function: microfilament motor activity; GTPase activator activity; ATP binding. NCBI's taxonomy places the organism in Eukaryota, Metazoa, Chordata, Actinopteri, Cyprinodontiformes, Rivulidae. The record is from RefSeq and is a predicted model, not a curated record.